AUGGGUUGUAUUUGUUCAAAAGAAACUCAACCAAAUCAAUACAUUGAGAACAACCCUGGAGAAAAAGAAGAUGCAUCCUCGAAAAAGUGGUCCGAUUCUUCCAAGGACAACGACAUUAAGGUGGACGUAGAUGCCACUGCACGGUUGAUAUCGGAUCAACAGUCUGGGUCCCUUUCUAAUGAUGAGAGGUCUAGAAAGGACCUAUCACAACUUCAAAGGUUGCCAACGAUAGAUGCAACGACAUGGGGUGGACAAAGGCAACCGAGGAUCACUAGGGUCAUGAGCGGUGAACGAGGUGCUCAAGUAGUUGCCGGUUGGCCUUCUUGGUUAGUAGCUGUAGCUGGAGAAGCCAUUAAUGGGUGGAUACCUAGCAAGGCGGACUCAUAUGAAAAGUUGGAAAAGAUCGGUCAAGGAACUUACAGCACCGUGUACAAAGCUCGUGAUAUCGAAUCGAACAAGAUAGUCGCCUUAAAGAAAGUGCGAUUCGCUAAUUUGGACCCUGAAAGAAUUCGUUUCAUGGCAAGGGAAAUUAUUAUUUUGCGUAGGCUUGAUCACCCGAAUGUUAUGAAGCUUGAAGGUCUAAUUGUUUCAAGGGUUUCUGGAUGUUUGUACCUUAUAUUUGACUACAUGGAGCAUGAUCUUAGAGGACUUGUAGCAACCCUAGAGAUUAAGCUCACAGAGGCUCAGAUCAAGUGUUACAUGCAACAAUUGCUCAAUGGACUUGACCAUUGCCAUAGUCGCGGUGUUUUGCACCGCGACAUUAAGUGUGCAAAUCUCUUGAUAGAUUAUAAUGGUAACCUCAAGAUUGGGGAUUUUGGAUUGGCAACUAUCUUACGUCCUAACCAGAUGCAACCUCUAACGAGCCGCGUAGUAACUUUGUGGUACCGACCUCCUGAGCUUUUGCUUGGUUCUACUGAUUAUGGAGUUACUAUUGAUCUGUGGAGUUCUGGUUGCAUUCUUGCGGAAUUAUUCGCAGGAAAGCCUAUCAUGCCUGGAAGAACUGAGGUGGAACAACUACAUAGAAUCUUCAAACUUUGUGGAUCACCUUCCGAAGAGUAUUGGAAGAGAUCAAAAUUGCCAAAUGCAACCGUGUUCAAACCACAACAUCCUUAUCAGCGUUGUGUCAAUCAGACAUUCAAGGAUUUCCCUACUUCUACUUUAGCUCUUUUGGACAUGCUCCUUGCAGUAGAACCCGAGUGUCGUGGAACUGCUUCUUCAGCACUUGAAAGUGAGUUCUUUACAACGAGUCCUCUUCCCUGUGAUCCAUCAAGUUUGCCCAAGUCCCCACCUAGUAAGGAAUUUGAUGUCAAGCUUCGAGGAGAUGAAUCUGCAAGGCAAAGAGCAUCUCGUGAGAAAGUUAAUGGAAAUGAUCGAGCUAGAAAAGCUACAGCGAUUCCUGCCCCAGAUUCCAAUUUUGAGUUACAAGCAUCUAUACAGGUGUUUGAAAAAAAUUCGCAGUCGAAUACUAAAAGUGUUAAUGGAGUAAAUAAUCCUGGCAUCCCUGUUGAGCCUCUGCAAGGAACAUCGAAACCCGUAUGUUCUCAUGUUAGCCCAUCAAUGCACCUUGGUAACGUUGGAUCUUCACAGAAUAUGAAGGCGAACAAGGUCAAGUCUAUGAAGGCUUGUACUCGAGCAUUUGGUUCUCCGAGUCAGGCAAAAUAUGUCCGUCAUGGAGCAACGACGUUAUCCCAAUUUUCAAAUUCGGUUUCGAUUAGAGGCAAAUCACGAUUAUACAUGACCAAUCCGCAAUGGCACGAGGAGCAUUUUAAUGGUGGAUAUGACCAUGAUGAUAUUGUUCAGUCCACUCACCAUUUAUUUGAUAGGCUAAGUACCUCGCACUUACCUUCCGAGGAAUCAACAACGGGUUAUGUUCCAAAAGAAAAGCGAAUCCAUUAUUCCGGGCCGUUGAUGCAAUCAGGUCAUGGGCGAAACCUUGAGGAAAUGCUCAAAGAGCACGAGAGACGGAUGCAGAACGCCGUCCGCAAAGCUCAUUUGGACAAGACGAAGACGUUGGCAAGAAACAGCUUCGACAAUAAUAGACAAAGUGAAUCGCUACUCUGUGUUGCAGUAAAUGGAAGGUGA
Messenger RNA from Gossypium raimondii (Peruvian cotton), 2082 nucleotides. RefSeq names its product probable serine/threonine-protein kinase At1g09600. NCBI's taxonomy places the organism in Eukaryota, Viridiplantae, Streptophyta, Magnoliopsida, Malvales, Malvaceae. Bases 1 to 2082 code for a protein of 693 amino acids. Gene Ontology annotation, cellular component: cyclin-dependent protein kinase holoenzyme complex; nucleus. Gene Ontology annotation, molecular function: cyclin-dependent protein serine/threonine kinase activity; RNA polymerase II CTD heptapeptide repeat kinase activity; ATP binding. Gene Ontology annotation, biological process: positive regulation of transcription elongation by RNA polymerase II; protein phosphorylation. The record is from RefSeq and is a predicted model, not a curated record. The transcript has 8 exons.